Molecule: messenger RNA, 858 nt
Organism: Cyphellophora attinorum
Lineage: Eukaryota; Fungi; Ascomycota; Eurotiomycetes; Chaetothyriales; Cyphellophoraceae
Product: Nudix hydrolase 14, chloroplastic
Exons: 1
Coding region: 1-858 (285 amino acids)
Biological process (GO): ribose phosphate metabolic process; nucleoside phosphate metabolic process
Molecular function (GO): ADP-glucose pyrophosphatase activity; ADP-ribose pyrophosphatase activity
Source: RefSeq, a predicted model, not a curated record
AUGACUUCAACGUUCACAUUGCCGCCAGUCGAAGGCGAGCCCGAAGUUGGUGUCCACCUGAUAGACGGCUUGACUCAAGAGCAACUACUGAACUGGAAACCUUUCAAGGAGUGGCUGCCCACAAUUCGCCGGUCCAUUGCUCUGCAGACUGAUCCGCAUCAUCCAUUCCACCAGGACGAUGAAAGAUUUACUCUCCGGUCAAUAGAGGUCAAAGGCGUCGACAUAUGGGGGUCCGGCGACAAGAAGCGAAUAGGCUUCCUGAUGAUGAAGACAGUCGUGAAGAACGCGAAAGGCGAGCAACUCCCCGGAACCGUUUUCCUCCGCGGAGGCAGUGUUGCUGUCUUGAUGAUUCUCAUCCCUGAAGAGGACGAGACCAGGACUGAACGAUGGGUCGUCAUGACCCAGCAGCCACGCGUACCAGCGGGCAGCCUCACUUUCUAUGAGAUUCCAGCUGGCAUGAUCGACGACCAGGGCACAUUUGUUGGAGCUGCAGCAAACGAAGUGUUUGAGGAAACUGGCAUUCCAAUCAAAAGCAAGGAUCUGGUCGACAUGACAAAACUCGCUUUAAGGAAUGCCCAGCAUGCUCUCAAGGAGUCGCAAGGCUCGGAGGAGCACUUGCAGAAAGCAAUGUAUCCCAGUCCUGGCGGAUGUGAUGAGUUCAUUGCCUUGUUUCUUUGGGAGCAAACGUGGCCGAAGACUGAGAUCAACAAUCUCAGGGACAAAUUGUCUGGCACGAGCAAUGAGAAGAUCAAAGUCAAGCUUGUGAAGUAUGAGGAGCUUUGGAGGGAGGGCGCGAGGGACGCGAAGACGCUCGCUGCUUGGGCUUUGUAUGAGAAUCUGACGAGAGAAGCUGUCUGA